AUGCAUUUUUCGAGUCGAAAUUCUAAAUUAAUUUCUGUGAAGAAUGACAUGAUUGAAUCUGAAUUCAAACUUCUCGUGAAACAACAACAGCCCCAGCAACUGAUUCCCUCAAAUAAUUGCACGACAGUUGCCGGUGGAUCUUUGGAUGUCACUACAGCUACUGUCACGUCAUCCAUGACACCCGUCGAUCCACAACCAUUUUUCUCCUUGUCACUACCACCAAAAGAGAAAUUCAAAUUGGCCAUUGAUAAUGCUGGUGACAGUCUUUCGAAACGUCAAUCCCGUCGUACAGUGACGGUGUUGGAUGGUAAUUAUCGAGUAAACUCUGCAGAAAAUGAACGUUAUCAACUAUCCAGACAAGAUGCUUCCGUUAGCCAUGCUCGACGAAGUCCUUUGGGAAGGUCGUUACUCUCUUCUAAGCCUUUAAUAUUCCACUAG
Molecule: messenger RNA, 438 nt
Organism: Brugia pahangi
Lineage: Eukaryota; Metazoa; Nematoda; Chromadorea; Rhabditida; Onchocercidae
Source: the annotation of a GenBank genome assembly